UGCGGACAGAUGCUUGAGAGCAGAGCUGCCAUUGGUCCGUCUCGGUGGGUGUUUUACGCAUUCCGCGCCGAGCUUUACGGACAGGAGCGCAACCAGGAGAGAGGGGACCGACGCGUCAGUGGAAGAACAAGCCUCCUCCGUCUCGUUCCCCCAGAGGACAUAGCGGCCCGUCAUCCAGGGAGCAGGGAUGCCUUACAUGUUCGUCAGCACGCAGAUCCGACUGGAGACUGGUCCAACAAAUGUGGGGGAUGAAUAUUCGGAUCCAUUCGUCAUGAAUUACCUGGGAGCAAGGAAAAUAACCGUGCUGGGGAACAAUUUUUCCGAGUACCAUGUGGACGAUCCACCUCGCCUGGUGUUGGACAAGCUGGAGAAGAUGGGCUUCCGCGUGCUGACGAUGACGGGGGUGGGACAGACGCUGGUGUGGUGCCUCCACAAGGAGACAGGGUGAUGGAGCGCGGAUUGACUGUAUCGAAAUGCUUCUAGAAGCCUUUAAAAGGAUUAAUGAAUCAUGCUGAAGAACUUUGUCAACCUUUGACAACUACCGAAUCAGCCCUUUGUCAAAUAAAAAUAAAGUCCUAGAGUUGAGAUUAUCCCUGACGUAAAGUUUCAGAUUACCUUCAAUAGGUCACCAAUUUCAAGGGAAUACCAAAAUACAUUCCAGGGAAUUUUUACAAGACCCUUUACCCAUACUGUUUGCUAUUUACUAGUGUUGACCAAGUGACAGAGUUGAGAGUUAGAGCCAGUUUACCUGUUAAGAUAUAAUUUGCCAGUAAAACUUAAAGGCAUGUCUCUAAAUUGCCUCCUUAGCAAAACACCUACAAUACGUCAUAUAGAAAUAUUUGUACUUGAAGCACUUUGUAAAGAUGUUUUUGCAAGUGUAUCAUAUGCUUAUGAUUAAAUGAUCUAAUGAUGU
Molecule: messenger RNA, 913 nt
Organism: Anoplopoma fimbria (sablefish)
Lineage: Eukaryota; Metazoa; Chordata; Actinopteri; Perciformes; Anoplopomatidae
Gene: gchfr
Product: GTP cyclohydrolase I feedback regulator
Exons: 3
Coding region: 188-448 (86 amino acids)
Biological process (GO): negative regulation of biosynthetic process
Cellular component (GO): nucleus; cytoplasm
Molecular function (GO): GTP cyclohydrolase binding
Source: RefSeq, a predicted model, not a curated record